Molecule: messenger RNA, 1187 nt
Organism: Morus notabilis
Lineage: Eukaryota; Viridiplantae; Streptophyta; Magnoliopsida; Rosales; Moraceae
Product: microtubule-associated protein RP/EB family member 1C
Exons: 6
Coding region: 88-1074 (328 amino acids)
Biological process (GO): regulation of microtubule polymerization or depolymerization; spindle assembly; thigmotropism
Cellular component (GO): spindle midzone; cytoplasmic microtubule; microtubule organizing center
Molecular function (GO): microtubule plus-end binding
Source: RefSeq, a predicted model, not a curated record
AUCAAAACACCUUCUUUCUCUCUCUAGAAAACAGAGCCAUUAGGAGAAGAGAGUUCUCAGACUCAGAGAGAAGAAAACCAGCCGGAAAUGGCGACGAACAUUGGCAUGAUGGACGGGGCGUACUUCGUCGGAAGAUCGGAGAUCUUGGCCUGGAUCAACUCCACUCUCCAUCUUAACCUCUCGAAAGUCGAAGAUGCGUGUUCCGGUGCGGUUCACUGUCAGCUGAUGGACGCGGCGCAUCCAGGGAUGGUGCCGAUGCACAAGGUCAACUUCGACGCGAAGAGCGAGUACGAGAUGAUCCAGAAUUACAAGGUCCUUCAAGAUGUCUUCAACAAACUCAAGAUCACCAAGCAUAUUGAGGUGAACAAGCUCAUAAAAGGAAGGCCGCUUGAUAAUUUGGAGUUCAUGCAAUGGAUGAAGCGGUACUGCGACUCCGUAAACGGAGGAGCUACUAACAGUUACAAUCCCUUGGAGAGGAGAGAAGCUUGCAAGGGAGGGAAAGAAGCGACCAAGAAAGCUGUGCAAUCACAGUCAUCUUCGAAGGGAACAACUGCUGCCUCAAAAGCUCAAUCCAACCAUAAUUCUCGAAGAAACGACACAAAUGCUGCUGUGAACAACGUGAAUCAAUCAGGAAAGUCCUCACGGCCAUCUUCAAGUGGAGGCCCAGCAUAUGAUGAACAGAUCACAGAAUUGAAACUGUCAGUUGAUAGCCUUGAGAAGGAGAGGGACUUCUACUUUGCCAAGUUGCGGGAUAUUGAGAUACUGUGUCAGAGCCCUGAAAUAGAACAUCUAGCGGUUGUUGGGGCUAUCCAGAAGAUUCUGUAUGCUACAGACGACGACGCCUCCGUGGCGGCUGAAGCUGAAGCCAUGGUGUCUCAAGAGGCUAAAGAAGUAGAUAUCUUGAGCCCCAUUCUGGAGGUUUCAGAGGAAAGAACGAGCUCAGAGACCCAGAAGAGGAAAUGCAUUGUCAACCAUGACUUUGAUACUGCUGGCGUCACCACUUUGUCUCCGAGGCAAAGGGUUUCUGAUGCUUCCGAUGUUCAUUGCAGUGGGUCACCCCUUAUGACUUACUGAUCACCUAAGCUGUAGAGAAUAGUACAUUCUCAGUUCUAUUUUGGAAAACUCAUUUUAUUGAACAUUUGGGGGCAAUAUAUAUGACUUACUGAUCACCUAAGCUGUAGAGAAUA